GCCCUAACAUAGAAACAGGGAAAUGCAAUGGUGGUUUAGAAUGUCAAGCACUUCUCUGGUUACUAUAAAUGAGUUAAAGGGCAAGAGAAUUGAGUGAUUCCCCACUUUAGCCUUUUCUCUUGCUUCUUGUUCAAUACAAUUAAACCAUCUACAACCAGAGGUGAGAGGUGGUAUAAUAUAAAUAUACUGCUGCCCAGAGAGAGGGAGAGAGAGAGAGAGAGAGAGAGAGAAGAGCUGUUACAAACGAGAGAUAUUAAGCGUUUGGUCUUUGCUUUACAAAUACCUACCUCCUGGAACUACUCCCUUCCAUUUUCUGCAUCUCUCCUGUGCAAAUUUGUAGAGAGAAACCAAAGCCAGAAAUCCUAUCUCUUUUUCUCUCACCUUUAUAAUCAUCUCCCCGGAUUCCUCACCAGCUCGCAACGACGGCGUUCCAAAGUCAAUCGAGGGAUGUCUCUCCCCAGAGAAAAAUGGGGAGGGGAAAGAUCGAGAUCAAAAGGAUCGAAAACACGACAAACCGUCAAGUCACCUUUUGCAAGCGGCGCAAUGGGUUGCUCAAAAAAGCUUAUGAAUUAUCUGUCCUGUGUGAUGCAGAGGUAGCCCUUAUCGUCUUCUCAAGCCGUGGCCGCCUUUAUGAAUAUGCGAACAACAGUGUCAAGGCAACGGUCGACAGGUACAAGAAGGCUUGCUCAGAUUCCACUAAUACUGGGUCUGUUUCUGAGGCUAAUGCACAGUUCUACCAGCAAGAAGCUUCCCUGUUGCGCCAGAAGAUUUCAAAUUUGCAGAAUUCAAACAGGCAUAUGAUGGGUGAGUCCCUGGGCGCUCUAAAUGUCAAGGAGCUGAAAAGCCUGGAACUGAAACUAGAGAAAGGCAUUAGCAGAAUCCGAUCCAAAAAGAAUGAGCUGCUGUUUGCUGAAAUUGAGUAUAUGCAGAAAAGGGAAAUCGAUCUAAGCAAUAAUAACCAAUAUCUGCGAGCAAAGAUUGCUGAGACAGAGAGGAGCCAACAACAAAUGAGCUUAAUGCCUGGAGGGCCUAACUUUGAGCUCCUACCAUCUCAACCAUUUGACUCGCGAAACUACUUCCAAGUAAAUGCACUGCAGCCCACUACUCAUAGUCAGUAUCCUCGCCAGGACCAAAUGGCCCUUCAAUUAGUGUAAUUUGCUCGAAUGGACCAGUAACUCCUGUUUUUUAUUUUUCUAUUGGGGAAGGGGCUCUGAUUCUAGUAUUUUACCAUAUCCUUGUGAAACUUUUAGUGUAUCUUGGGACUUUCUAAUAAGCAUAUAUCAGCAAUAUUGCUCAAGUGGACAGCCUCGGUUGGGUUCUCUUUCACUAGUAGUGGCUAUGUAGAUGGUUAAUACUACUCUUAUGCUGUCAGAGAAUGAUCCUUCACUGGAUGCUUCAUAUAUAUGCUAUAUCCAUCAGAUGCAUACUACAUUUAUAUCU
Malania oleifera is the source of this 1440-nucleotide messenger RNA. Its product is annotated as floral homeotic protein AGAMOUS. Lineage: Eukaryota; Viridiplantae; Streptophyta; Magnoliopsida; Santalales; Ximeniaceae. The record is from RefSeq and is a predicted model, not a curated record. The transcript is spliced from 9 exons. Gene Ontology annotation, cellular component: nucleus. Gene Ontology annotation, biological process: positive regulation of transcription by RNA polymerase II. The coding region runs from base 468 to 1154 and encodes 228 amino acids. Gene Ontology annotation, molecular function: DNA-binding transcription factor activity, RNA polymerase II-specific; protein dimerization activity; RNA polymerase II cis-regulatory region sequence-specific DNA binding.